CCGCAAGGCGUCGCUGCCAUCGGCAGGGUGUUUUUGACAGCAGAAAAUUCAGACAAUUUUUCUGUGAGGAAAAUACGCGAUUUUAAGGCAUUUUCCUGGAAAAAUUCAGUGCAAAACAGAAGUGUAUCGCAAUGGCAGAUCCCAAGUUCCUUAAUCUUCCGGGAAUCGUCUACGAUCAGCCGGACGUGUACGAGACGCCAGAUGUUCCAGAAGUUGAGACAUCUGACUACUACGAGGAAGAUCCCGAGAAUAGCGCCAUUGAGUGCCUUCAGCUGUCUACGAAGGAUUCUUUCAAUAAAUUCCGGGGGAAGUACCUCAAAGGUGAUGUUGACUUCUCGGACAAGAUUAGCAAGAGAAGUCGCACGGGAUACACUGCUAGGUCUGGAUUGUGGGAGAUCAAUGGUGAGGGUGAGAGAGAGACGCCACUGCAGAGGUACCGACGUCUCCAGUGUGAGAUGCAUGAAUUGCUGGAUGAGAUGUCGGCAAUUCAGGCAAAUGCAGAGACCACGAAGGAAGAGAAGAAGUCUUAUGAGGUGAUAUCGGGCGUGGUAACAUCUGCUAGUAAGAUUCUGCAGAGUCUGAGGCUUGAGGAGGUGCUGGGAAAGGAUACUGUGUCCAAGAGUACUGAGCAGGAGCUGAAGAAACUGGUGCAGAAUGUUGAGGGAUUCAAGAAGGCAGAUUCUGUGAUGCCAUCAAUCAGUGAUGUUCAGUUGGCUCAGGAAAAUAGGAUUGCUGAGCUGGAGCAUAAAAUAUAUACCUUGGAGAAGGCUGUUGGGGCAAAGCCUGAGAAAUUAAGCCGUCUGAUUGGCUCUCUCGGGGUUAAUAAUCUCCUGGCGGGAGUACAGCAGUUGUCAGCUAAAGCUGCUCUUCUGCAGCCAGCUCAGUUGGAUCUACUGGAAACGAGACUUCUCGGUCUGGCCACGAAGAUGAAUGCUGUGGCCGAGAAGAGUAGUCCGACGGCUCAGGAGAGUGACAGGGAUGCUAAAGUGAUGGAAUUGUACAAGAUAGCCAAACGCACGGAGCCUAUUGUGCAGGUUCUGCCGGAAAUGGUGGCUCGGAUGCAAUCUCUAGAGGCUCUCCACAAAUAUUCCUCCAAUUUCAGCAAAGCCAUCGCCGAGCUGGAAGCCACCCAGACCAUGAUACUCACGGGAUUGUCUCAGAAUAAGGUGCUUCUGCAAGGGAUCCAGGAGACAUCAGCUGUGCAAUUUGAUAAUCUGCAGAAGGAAGUGAAGAAACUCGAGGAUAGAAUUAACAGCUUCAAGCUUCCCAAAUAAAGAAAAUCUCAUCUGCAAUUUGUGCUUCAUUCACGGCUAAUUUAAUCAUCAUUUUUUAUUGUAAAAUUGUUAAUAAAAUAUUUCGCACUUUA
This is a messenger RNA of Phlebotomus papatasi, 1366 nucleotides long. RefSeq names its product dynactin subunit 2 (gene DCTN2-p50). The transcript has 2 exons. NCBI's taxonomy places the organism in Eukaryota, Metazoa, Arthropoda, Insecta, Diptera, Psychodidae. The record is from RefSeq and is a predicted model, not a curated record. Gene Ontology annotation, cellular component: dynactin complex; cytoplasm; centrosome. The coding region runs from base 132 to 1274 and encodes 380 amino acids. Gene Ontology annotation, biological process: mitotic spindle organization.